GUUCUCAUACGGUGUCAUCGUGUUCUACAUACAUAGCUUGACUUACCAAAUAUUAGCUUUUAAAUCGCCUCAAUAAUAAGGCUGUUCCGCUCACCAACGCCAAUGUUACUUCACAAAUGUUUUUCCGGUCUUAUUGCGUCAGUUCUUGUAAGCUAAGCUAAAUCAGCUAUUAUGGAACUGGUUGAUAAUGAAAGUAGGCCAUAGCCGUCGCCCCUGCAGCUUGUUUACGUCCAAGUACCGGUGACUGUGACGAUGGAGAGCCCGGAUUGGUGUGUUAGCUGAUUCCGCUAACCUAACUCCUCUAGCGGGUACAAACAUCUUGACGCCCUGGAAGGUGCGUCUGAACAGCUGCCAGCCGAACGCUGUCCUCGGGAUUCAUCUCUCAUGGCUAUUGACUUGUCAAAGAAUUACAAACACCUGACGUCCAGCCCCACCGAAUCCAUGGAAUUUGCUAAGAAGCCAGAGUGGUACCACCGACGUCCCAUAAGUUGCAGCAACAGCGUCACCCCCUCCUUCAGAGCCAGAGCCCCGUUGUCAUCCUUCAACCCUGGAGAACAUGUCCACUGCAAAGACAUACCUCAGGGUCAAGAACCAUUAAGUAGUUACAUGACUUCACCAAUAGUUCCAGGUCUGGACCUGUACUGCGACAGAGUUCAUCGAAACCUGUGGCGUGAAAGUUUUUACAACCCUGUCCAGGUUGAUGACCCAGAUCCCGAAAGCAGCGGCGGGGAAGAGAGUGACAGCGGCACCGAUGUUAUUUUCCUUGUUUCUUCGGCAAAGGACUCCCUCUCAUCCAGUCCUCGCAGCCCGUUCAUCCAGGGUAGCAUUGUUGAACCUCUGUCACCUGCAGCGUCAUCACUAGAAGAGGAGGGCGGCUGCUGUCACCUAUCCCAGCCCUUGAGUUCACCGAGUCCCGACAGUUCUUACUCCGAAGACUCGUCAGACAGCUCGGUCAACAUCCCCGUUCAUCACAACAGGCCCGUCGUCCUCCUUUCGGACAUUUACAGCCACGCGGCUGAAUCUCCCGUAAACGUUUCAAGUGACGACAGCGACGUUUUCGAGGUGUCCGUAACCGGUGACGGGAAGGAAUGCCACACCAUGUCCACCAGGAAACAACUGCCUCAGGACGAGAGGCCGAGGUUUCACCCGAGGGAAGUUCGGCGAAGUGCCCGAAUCACGAAACCUGCGGUGCACGCAACGCAGUUGACCUGUGAAGCGCCUCGUUACAGCCUAAGGAAACAAGUCCGAAACAUCGCCGUCGGCAUCUACAAUGAGAGCUGCGAUUCUGACGACAUGUUGCAGUACGUAGCGAGGUUGUCCACUCAAGAGGCGGCGAAGAUGUCCUUACAACCAAAUGACUCUCAGGGAGAUAGUAGUCGGCCGGAAGAAUCAAACGUUGAAAUUACGAAUGAGAGGAAUUCCACGUUGAGGACGCAGCAGCACCAGCCGCCGCCGCUGUGCUGUGACGUAUCGGACUCGGAUUGUAAAAGCAAGCAACAAAAGCCAAGCACGCUUCACAAAUCAGAUAAGCUAGGACAAAUCAAACGCAAACAAAAACACGCAGUCGCGUCACAAAACAACGGGGAGACAAAGAAGAAAACAGUCGCAAGGCGGAAGAAAAGAAGUCGGACUCGACAGUGUGACCCAUUCUCUCGCGCCGAACCCGAAAUCACGCUGAAAUUUGCGAAGAUAAAGGCUAAGAAGAAAAUUUGGAAAUGUGACCAUUUCUGCCCCUUUGUACACAUGGAGCACAGGAAGUGCACUGUCGUCAACUUUCAGGAGGAGGUAAAUGUGACGAGAAACCACGGAGGAGGAGGAGGAGGAGGAGGAGGAGAGAGACGACGACUUAACACGAGCUCUCUGCCAGGAUUCGGUCCAGGACCCACUCUUCUGUAG
This is a messenger RNA of Cynoglossus semilaevis (tongue sole), 1896 nucleotides long. RefSeq lists its product as uncharacterized. Lineage: Eukaryota; Metazoa; Chordata; Actinopteri; Pleuronectiformes; Cynoglossidae. The transcript has 3 exons. The record is from RefSeq and is a predicted model, not a curated record. Bases 385 to 1896 code for a protein of 503 amino acids.